UUCCCAACAAACUUCAACUCGCUGCCGGGAAAUGUCCUAAAACAAAGUGUUGCUCGACUUGAAAGCAAGGCAAAGGAUGUCAUAUCGCUCUGACUACAGUGAAUCAAAAAAUGGUCCUGCCCAGGAUAAGGAACCUUACGAUGAUGAGGAGCCAAUUGACAUGAUUUCUCCAGACGGCAUUAUUGAAUCAAACUGGGAUGAGGUCUACUACAACUUCGAUGAUAUGAGCCUCAAGGAGGAAUUGCUACGCGGUAUCUAUGGAUACGGUUUUGAAAAACCAUCGGCAAUUCAGCAACGCGCUAUUAUGCCAUGCGUGAAGGGUCAUGACGUUAUAGCCCAAGCACAGUCGGGUACCGGCAAAACAGCCACUUUUUCCAUAGCCAUCCUGCAGGCAAUUGAUACGUCCAUUCGUGAAUGUCAGGCGUUGAUUUUGGCUCCGACUCGAGAGUUAGCGACUCAAAUUCAAAAGGUUGUGCUGGCCCUGGGAGAGUAUCUGAAGGCUCAAUGCCAUGCUUGCAUUGGAGGGACAAAUGUUCGAGAGGAUGUACGAAAACUUGAUAUGGGCUGCCAUGUGGUUGUGGGAACCCCAGGACGAGUCUAUGAUAUGAUUAAUCGCGAAGUCCUUCAUACAAAUUCUAUUCGCGUGUUUGUUCUCGAUGAAGCUGACGAGAUGUUGUCACGCGGAUUUAAGGAUCAAAUUCACGAUGUAUUCAUGAUGCUUCCACGUGACGUUCAAGUUAUUUUACUAUCAGCGACAAUGCCUGCAGACGUGCUGGAAGUUAGCAAGUAUUUCAUGCGGAAUCCUGUGCGCAUUCUCGUGAAACGUGAUGAGUUAACUCUGGAAGGAAUCAAGCAGUUCUACGUGAAUGUGGAGAAGGAAGAAUGGAAGUUAGGGACACUUUGUGACUUAUAUGAUACUCUGUCGAUAACUCAGUCGGUGAUUUUUUGUAAUACUCGAAGGAAGGUUGAUAUGCUCACGGAGCAGAUGACGUUGAAGAAUUUCACUGUAUCUUCUAUGCAUGGAGAUAUGGAUCAAAGGGAGCGUGAACUAAUUAUGAAGCAAUUCAGAACUGGGUCGUCACGGGUUCUGAUUACAACGGACUUGUUGGCUCGCGGUAUUGACGUGCAGCAGGUUUCAUUGGUUAUUAACUAUGAUUUACCUUCGAAUAGGGAGAAUUAUAUUCACAGAAUUGGUCGAAGUGGUCGUUUCGGACGCAAAGGUGCUGCUAUAAACUUUGUCACAGAAAACGACAGACGCUCCCUUCUGGACAUUGAACAUUUCUAUAACACACGCAUUGAAGAGAUGCCUGCAAACGUUGCGGAUUUAAUUUAACUCAGAAAAUAUCCUUACUUGAAAAAGAAAAUCAAAUUGAUCCGAAUGAGUAUGCAAACAAUUUUCGAAUAUGAUGAAUUUAGCGGUUGAAAAUAAAAAGCUCAUGAAAUGCGUUUAUAGGAACAAUCGAAUAAAAGUGAAAAUCAAUCGAGAAUUAAAGAUGCGUCCUUGAUAGAUGAUAAAGAUUUUUAAGAGAAAUUUAAAGAAAGUGUCGUAAAUUUUACUUUGAUGAAAUCAUGUUAUGAUAAAAGCAUAAUUAUCUUCAAUAAUAUCACCUUCAACCAUAUUAUUCUACUAUUACUACUUUACAAGAAUAUUAUAUAUGCUUGAGUAUUAUCUUAGAUUAUACAAAAAAUUAUCCACUAGAGCAAGACAUAGAUCUUACAUAUAAAAUUUAAACGGUUGGCUUAGUAACGUUUUAUGAAAAUGUUAUUUCAAAUUUAUUUGGAAAAUUGUGGUAGAAAAUUUAAUAAUAUUUGUUUACGUAAAAUAGGUAUUUGGCGUGGAUUUUUCAAUUAUAAAAAGAAAAAGAGCAAAAAACAAAUUAAAUAGGUAAAGUUAGAUAUUCGGAAAUAUCCUUUUUUUUAAAUGUUUGAUAUAUAUUAGAUUUAUAAAGUUGUAAUAAUGAAUGGUUUAUUUUUUGUAAUUUAAUAUUUUUAUAUUUAUUUUCGGACCUCGUUGAAUGUUGGCUUAAAUUUUAAUGUGGUGAUUUAUGAAAUUAUCUACAUAAAAGCGCUGUGUAGCAAAUCGUAGAUUAGUAUUGUGUAUCCCACACAUAUGUACUUUUUCAUAUAAUAUUCUUCCUUGUAUUGAUUAGAGGGGAAAUAAAAAAUUUUGAAAAUUUA
Hermetia illucens (black soldier fly) is the source of this 2178-nucleotide messenger RNA. Its product is annotated as eukaryotic initiation factor 4A-like. Lineage: Eukaryota; Metazoa; Arthropoda; Insecta; Diptera; Stratiomyidae. The transcript has 3 exons. The record is from RefSeq and is a predicted model, not a curated record. Gene Ontology annotation, molecular function: RNA binding; ATP binding; RNA helicase activity. The coding region runs from base 77 to 1333 and encodes 418 amino acids.